AGCUAGUGUAGCGGACGCACACUAGGUUAGCUUUUGGCCCUGCACGGCUGUUGUUUCUUUUUGCUUCCUUACAGGGACCUGUAAGUGGAGAAAAUCUGAGUACAAGAUUGGCAACGCUCGUCCGUUGUCUGCUUCUGGAAGGGGAUCGCCGUGUCCAGGUUCCAGUGAAGAUUCCAGGUUCGUUGAGGUUUCCGUGACCUGAAGGUAAAAGUGCGGUGUCAGGAUUUUUCUUGUUAUCUGACCACCAUCAGUAAAACAGAUACCCUCAUGGGCUCACUUUGCUCCCCACGCUUCGGUCCAGUCAUGACUUACCUGGUUCGGCUGGUUUGGCAACUCUAGCAAUGUCUUCAGGGUCUGGCGGUGACAUCCUGAUGACAUCUGGCGGACCCUUCAGUGCUUGCGGUGAGGACACUGGCCUGUAUGCCAGGAGUUACCUGCACAUAAUGGAGAAGCUGCUUCUGAUCCUGUCCCUCACGGUUUACUCAACAUUCCAGAACCAUGUGGGUCAAGCGUUCUUCCCAUUAGACUCUAAUCACAUUACCGACGUCAGGAGAGCACUUCCUGUGGGACACAGAGUGGAUGGGUUCUUAUCUGUGGAUAAGCCACUCAGAUAUUACUUCACUGUGAGCAGAAGUCAGAGGACAGUGACGGUGAGAGUGACGCCCUGCGAGUCUCCCAUCCUCUGGACACUUUCUGUUCUGCCCACUCAUGAUUAUUCCGAACAAUUGGUUUCUUGGAAACAUCAUCAACAAAGGGGACCUCAACAAAUAUUUUCCUUCAAGGGAAAUGGGGAGGAAUCGUUCUCUUCAACUGUGACGUCGGGUGCCUUUUAUUUUCUUGAUUUCAUCUCUCUUGAAUCUGACACCAACUUAGAGGUCUUUGUCUGGGACCAUGCAGACGCACCUCCCCCAUGGCCUCAGCUUCCCACUGACCCACGAGUAGAUGUCCUUUCUGUGGAGGAAAACAAAGUUGAACUGUCAUGGAGACCCAGCUUGGGACCUGCUGAAGCUGAGCUUGAGUACUGCGUUUUUGUAAAUCGAAGACAUAACUUCAAGACAUUGUGUGCCACUGAGUUAAACUCAAAGAAAGAACCAGAGAGUCACCAUAACAUUCAAAACACCAAGUCAAAGAAACUUCUAAAUACAAACACAGAAAAGUCCAGCAACAAGGUUUACUCAUACCCAAAAGCCUAUAAGAGUUUAAAGGUCCCAGGUGUCGUGGAUGAAAAUGACAACCUAUGGUCUUUUAAAACCUUACCAGGAAGUCAGAGGGUUUGUGUUGGAACUUCAGCUAAUGCCACCAUCUAUGGUCUAAAGCCUAGAAGCCUUUACUACAUUGAUGUGUUUGCAGUGAACCCUCGGGAUGGUACAAGUAUGGCAUACACAGGAACCUUUGCUGAGACCAAACCAAAACACAAAUCACAAAUACUAAAGGUACCCAAUGAUGAAAUGGUGAACAUUUUUCUGAAAAGUAAGGGUGUAAAAAUAAUGACCAUAGAACCAUCGACCCAUGGAUUCAAAUGGCUUUUCGUCCAUUCUUGCCUCCAUAAAGUCCAUAUUCAGAUUAUGGUAAAUGGACAAAUUGAGGUUUCUCAAAGUCUUCAAGGAGCUCACAACUUUAAACUUGUUGGAAACUCAAAACACAACUUUAUCAUCAGCUUAAAAUCAAGUAAAGGAGGUCCAGGUUUAGUGAAACUAUUCGCAACCAGUACACACACCCACUUACCAUUCUCCAACCUACCCCCUGACAUAAACAUGUCAGUUUCUAAGAGGUCAUGUUCCUCAGCAACAGUCAGUUGGACCGGAAGUGGACAGGGGGCCAAGUACUGUGUUUAUGUCAGACACCUGGAACAGAAUUUGGACUUGAGGUUGAUACAGAAACACCAGAAUAGUUGCCUAAGCACCAGUUCCAGGUCACGGGCAGAGAAGGUAGUUUGCAGGCAGGAGGGAAGCCAACCCCUUACAGAAGAGCAUAUAACAGAUCUUAAACCUGGAAAAGCCUAUCUCAUUGACUUGUACUUCAUAGGCCUCCAUAACAACACAAUAAAGUUCCCUAGUCACGUGUUAAAGACUCAAGAUUGGUGCACUUGAACUCGUGUCCUCAAUCAGAAGGCAUCUGGUCUCAAGGUAUCUUCCAUGCGUUGGAGGCAUUCCAACAUAGAUAUUGCAGAUAAAAGUCCCUCAAGUUGGCUUCUUAGAGUGAAAACCAGAAUAAAAAAGUAAAUUGCUCAUGGCAGAUCUAUUCUGUAAUAAUAAUAGGAUACCUGGAAGGAGGACAGCAAACAUCAUUAAUCAGUUCUAUCAAAUGUCUAUUGCUAAUAUAUGAAAUAUUUUAUUAGACAAGAUCAUCAACUGCUUUGUGGUGGGUUCUGCUAAACUCUCAAAGAGGAAAAGUACUUUGUUCAUGGGUUUGGCAACAAAGGGACAUAUACUGUAUUAGUAAAAGUAUAUGGACGUAGGCUGCUGAAAAUGGCUAACUUUUUUUUCUAACCUGUAUAAAAUCUGGAAUUUGUUUUAUUUGUCACAAA
Pseudophryne corroboree (corroboree frog) is the source of this 2527-nucleotide messenger RNA. Its product is annotated as protein NDNF-like. Lineage: Eukaryota; Metazoa; Chordata; Amphibia; Anura; Myobatrachidae. The transcript has 6 exons. The coding region runs from base 342 to 2090 and encodes 582 amino acids. Gene Ontology annotation, molecular function: protein binding; heparin binding. The record is from RefSeq and is a predicted model, not a curated record. Gene Ontology annotation, biological process: extracellular matrix organization.